Messenger RNA from Acanthopagrus latus (yellowfin seabream), 914 nucleotides. RefSeq names its product splicing factor 3b, subunit 5 (gene sf3b5). Gene Ontology annotation, biological process: mRNA splicing, via spliceosome. The record is from RefSeq and is a predicted model, not a curated record. The transcript is spliced from 2 exons. NCBI's taxonomy places the organism in Eukaryota, Metazoa, Chordata, Actinopteri, Spariformes, Sparidae. Gene Ontology annotation, cellular component: precatalytic spliceosome; U2 snRNP. The coding region runs from base 188 to 448 and encodes 86 amino acids.
GCGAGAACAAAAUGUUGCACAGCCUUUGUUUCCGCCCGGCUCAUUUUACAGAGGGACGUACCGGAAGUCGUCGUCCAUUGCUUUACGACGCGGCACAAACAGCGCUGGACAGUAUUUACGUCGCUCCUGAGCUUGCUUUGCUGUGAAAUCUUUUACCAAAGCCUCCGUGACUUUAUUCUGAGCGAUCAUGACGGACAGAUACAACAUCCACAGUCAACUGGAGCAUCUCCAGUCGAAGUACAUCGGCACGGGACACGCCGACACCAGCAAGUGGGAAUGGCUGGUGAACCAGCACAGAGACUCUUACUGCUCCUACAUGGGACAUUUUGACCUGCUCAACUACUUCUCCGUGGCUGAGAACGAGAGCAAAGCGCGCGUCCGCUUCAACCUGAUGGAGAAGAUGCUUCAGCCAUGUGGACCGCCUGCAGACAAACCCGAUGAUGCCUAAACCGCACUGGAGUGAGCCGUGGAUUUUGUUUUUCCAGGAUGUUUUUGUAGAAUUUUUAUGUCGGGACAUUCAACUUGAUUUCCACCAAACGUGUAACUACAAAUUGUACCAUAACAUUAAAACUAAGCAGCAGCUUCCUAUGACCCAGUCAACACUGAAAGGACUGUACAAUCAGACAACAUAAGACUCUCACCUGUGUCAGAUCUUUACAUAAAACAUGGUUUCUUGUUCUGUACAGCUCUGCAGCUGUCAGGGAAAUUAGUCGAGAGCAGAACUGGAAAAGAGAACAGUGAACAUGUACAAGCGUCCCGUCAUCUGUCAAGUAUUUGUAUUAACCGAUGGAGCUGUUUUCUGGAUUGAAGUUUGUUUUGAUAUGAUUAAAAAAAAGAUUGUCUUUCUCCAUGUUCAUAUCUAGACUUUUAUGGUGGUUGAUGGUUCAUGGGGGAGAUUAGUCAGCUUGCACUUG